CAUAUUUUUUUUAUAUCUGUUCAGAGAUAAAAACAAGACCUGCACGCACGAGAUGCCUUUCCUUCCGAAUUUAAAUGCGAAGCAACAGACGUCAGACAGCACAACGCAGCACUGCAGCAGCAGCGUCCCUACUCCCCUCCCACCUCCCUCCUUCCCACGAAGCCACGACCCCCCACGCCUCAUCUGCUCUCCUACGCGAAUCGCCCGCACCGGAAGCGAAGCAAGGCAAGGCAACCCGCAAGGGGGGGAACGGCAAGCAGCCAAGGGGCAACGGCAUGGACUCCAAGCCGGCGGCGGCGGCGGCGGCGCGCAGGAAGAAGGAUGCCUCGAAGAAGCGGCAGGGAGGAGGAGGAGGAGGAGGAGGAGGGAGCCCGCGCGGGACCGGCGUGUCCCCGGCGGCUCCUCCCGCGGAGGCCGCCACGGGGAGCGGCGCGGCGAUGGCGGAGUGCGCGGCGGCGUGCUGCGUGCUGUGCGCGUGCCUCCCCGUGGCCGUGCUCUGCUGCGUGGCGCGCGCCCCGCUCCGCGUCGCGCGGCGGUGCUGCGGCAGGUGGCGGCGGCGGGGGCCCCGGCGGCGGCUCGCGCCGGGGGGAUCCUCGUCGUUCUCGGACGCCGAGGUCGGGGAGUUCCUGCAGGGCGGCGGUGGUGCCCGCAGGCGGGCAAUGGGGCAGGAGGGGAGCCAGCCCUCGCCGCGUGGGGGAAGGACAACCUCGCCGCCGGCGCCGCCUAGGGAUCGGAGGAGGUAGCGCCAAGUCAGUCAGUUACUGGCAUUUUUUUUUUCUUUCAUCCUCUUCUGCUUUUUAUUUUUUUCCCCCCCUCUGCGAUUUUGUUGUAACCAUAUCCAGAGAGGUCCAGAGCAUCUGCCAAGUAGGAUGUGCCGCUGUUUCGAUCUGCUCGGCAUCUCUCCUCGCUCUAUUUGCUCGUUCUCGGCUAUGAUUUUGGCAAAACCAAAUGGUUUUAUCACGCCGAUCCUACCAGGUGUCCCAGCUGCAUUGUUCUAUUUCUUUUGAUGUUAUUACUAUA
Sorghum bicolor (sorghum) is the source of this 1020-nucleotide messenger RNA. RefSeq lists its product as uncharacterized. Lineage: Eukaryota; Viridiplantae; Streptophyta; Magnoliopsida; Poales; Poaceae. The transcript has a single exon. The record is from RefSeq and is a predicted model, not a curated record. Bases 75 to 743 code for a protein of 222 amino acids.